This is a messenger RNA of Theobroma cacao (cacao), 1563 nucleotides long. Its product is annotated as equilibrative nucleotide transporter 3-like. Gene Ontology annotation, cellular component: plasma membrane. The record is from RefSeq and is a predicted model, not a curated record. Gene Ontology annotation, molecular function: nucleoside transmembrane transporter activity. NCBI's taxonomy places the organism in Eukaryota, Viridiplantae, Streptophyta, Magnoliopsida, Malvales, Malvaceae. Gene Ontology annotation, biological process: nucleoside transmembrane transport.
GCCCUUUGUCAUCUUAACAUUUCCAGAGUUUUAACUUUGGUAUACCGACAGGCAGUAGCCAUGAUUAUUGCUGAUGGAGGAGAGUUGCCUGCAAGGCUUGAGGGAAAAUUUAGUGCCAUGGUGAUUUGUUGGAUUCUUGGACUUGGAUCUCUUGUCGCUUGGAAUAGCAUGCUGACAAUAGGGGACUACUAUUACAACUUGUUCCCGACCUACCAUCCUUCAAGGGUGCUUACCCUUGUUUAUCAACCAUUUGCACUUGGAACAAUGGCGAUACUGGCAUACAACGAAUCAAGGAUUGAUACUAGACAGCGGAACUUAGUUGGAUACUUGCUUUUCUUUGCAAGUACUUUCAUGCUCAUAGUGUUGGAUUUAGCCACAUCAGGAAGAGGAGGAGUUGGACCUUUUAUUGGUAUAUGUGCAUUUGUUGGUGGUUUUGGAAUUGCAGAUGCCCAUGUUCAAGGCGGAAUGGUUGGAGAUCUAUCUUUCAUGCUCCCUGAAUUUAUCCAGUCUUUCCUUGCUGGUUUGGCUGCAUCUGGGGCCUUGACCUCUGCUUUGAGGCUAAUCACAAAAGCAGCCUUUGAAAAGUCUAACGAUGGUCUUCGCAAAGGGACAAUGUUGUUUCUAGGAAUUUCUACAUUCUUUGAGUUACUCUGUGUCCUGCUGUAUGCCUUUUUCUUCCCCAAGCUGCCGAUAGUGAAGUACUUCCGUUCAAAGGCAGCCUCAGAAGGAUCAAAAACUGUUAAAGCUGAUCUUGCAGCAGCUGGCAUCCAAACGAAAGAAGACCAAGGAGAUGAAGACAAUGCUAAACAGAAUGAUAGGCUGAGCAACAAACAAUUAUUCUUUCAGAAUAUAGAUUACGCACUCGACCUUUUUCUUAUUUACGUGUUGACAUUGUCGAUUUUCCCUGGGUUCUUAUAUGAAAACACUGGUGAACACAAGUUGGGUACAUGGUAUCCUCUUGUGCUGAUAGCAUCUUACAAUUUGUGGGAUCUGAUAUCAAGAUAUCUUCCCUUAGUGAAAUUCCUGAUGAUAGAGUCCAGGAAGGGCCUUACGAUUGCGAUACUUUCUCGUUUCUUACUGAUCCCUGCUUUCUACUUCACCGCCAAUUACGGUGACCAGGGAUGGAUGAUACUACUUGUAUCCUUCCUGGGAUUAACAAAUGGUCACCUUACAGUCUGUGUCCUUACUGCAGCACCUAAAGGUUACAAGGGACCUGAGCAAAAUGCUCUAGGUAAUUUACUAGUGCUCUGUUUAUUAGCUGGCAUAUUUGCAGGGGUUGCUUUGGAUUGGCUGUGGCUCAUUGGUAAAAAGAAUGCCUUUUGAAGAUUCAAGUCCGUCUUGUUCUAUGAUGAAGCAAGUAGCUCUUUCCUCAGUGCAAAAAUGCUCAAGCUUUGACAAGGGAUGAAAGUUUAGAAUAUCUGUACUUUGUGAAAAUUGUUGGGCUAAAAAGUCCAAUCUUUGUAUACCCUUUGUUUCAUACCCAAAGUGACCAACAAACUCACGCUUUCUUAUGCUUAAACCGCAUUGAGUUGACUAUAUAUUUGCUGUCUGGCCUGUCGUUGA